Trypanosoma cruzi is the source of this 1995-nucleotide messenger RNA. RefSeq lists its product as uncharacterized. The record is from RefSeq and is a predicted model, not a curated record. Bases 1 to 1995 code for a protein of 664 amino acids. NCBI's taxonomy places the organism in Eukaryota, Euglenozoa, Kinetoplastea, Trypanosomatida, Trypanosomatidae. The transcript has a single exon.
AUGGCAAUAUUGAUUUUGGCCAUUGGGAAAUAUGUACACCGAUUUUUGACGGAAACGUGGCCACGCUGGAACUUGGCGCAACUGAGAAAGUUGCUUUCGUUAGACACCGCCGAGGAUGCGGCGGCUGUCGAUGUGUUUAUAAAUCAACCGGAGGAGUUUGUGUUUGACAACGAGUUGUUGGUGUUAGCGCUGGAACGGUACGUCUCGCAUUUAGUUCAUUCUGGGAACCAGGCACAGCAAGGCGAUAGUAUUCGUGGGAAUGCGAGCAAUAAAUCUCCGGCAAAUUUGUCCUCCCGACUCUUUUACGAGGCAGAGUACUGCUAUGGUCCAAUUGCACUACUGAAGUCGAGCCACCGCAUGAGUGCGGCAGAGAUGCUGCAAAAGCAUUACUUCCUGUUUACGCUUCCCGCAGACGGUGAUCCGACGGAGGUGGAGCCUGGUCUCACAAUCUGGUUUCAAAAGCAGUUGGUGAAGGUCUCAGCGCUCAGGGAAGGCAGGAUUCUUCCGCGUCGUGGAGGGAAGCCCGUCAUGGAAGCCUUUAUUCCCCUUAACUUUGACGCCUCCCCAGUAGUAAAUGCCUUUACAGAUAUCCGCACCGCGGCAGAGAACGCAGCAAGUAACGUUCGCGGUACCGAGAAUGAGGUUGGUGGUAGAGAUGAUGAUUCGGAGUCUUUGAGUGAAGAAGAAGAAGACGACUCUAGCGCCAAAAGUGCCUGGCAAAACAUGAAUAAGGUGUUUGUGCAUCAAGCAAUACUGCAAUGUACUGACAAAAGCAAAAAGGGAAAGGAGCGUAUAAUGGAUUUUGCUAGACGUGCGUAUGCGUGGUACACCAAAAAUGCCGUCGAGCCAGUGGAACGGUACUACUUUCUUUCCUCCACUUCCGAGUUGCACCGUGCCUUGGGGCUGUGUCCAAAACUACCUUCAGGAGCUUUGCAGCGUUGGCCUAUGAGGCAAUUUGUUCUUCCCUCGGCUGGUUUCAGCUUCCGAAAUCUGUUUUUUGAACAGAAGGCGCAACUGUUGGCUCUUCUUGAAGAGUUCAAGCAAAAACAGGGCAAGUUUGCACUACCGGGCGUUGCACAUCAGCUGGUUAUCCUUUUGCAUGGCAUGCCGGGUACGGGAAAGAGCGCCAUUGUACGCAACAUUGCGUCGUUCCUUGAUCGUCAUAUUGUAGCACUACCCAUUGAACAUAUUCAAACGGACAGCGCGCUGCGUGGUGUACUUUCUGGUGCUGUUGUGAUCACUGAAGAAGCUGUGUGGAAGAAAGAAACGCGUGGCGGCUCGAUGCGGUACGAAGGGUCAGCGUAUUUACUGUCCCAGAGUCAGAGACUAGACGUAAGUAAAGUGGUGUAUUUGUUUGAGGACGUUGAGGCGAUUUCAGAUCUCCUGUCAUUUCAGUUGCCCGUGAAGCAUCAGCAGUUGCUCUCGGACCCCAAAGACGUGGAUGAGGGAAAAGAAGGAGUGGAGGAAAUGGAGGUGAAGGUGAGGACGAAAAGGGAAGAAACAACGACGGCAAACGUUUCCCACAACAAAGCGGGGAGUAGCUCGUCCAAGAAGUACAACAGGCUGCGAAAAAAGGCCCCCGAUUUUGGUGUUGCCGCGGAUUUUACGGAAAAAUGUGGUCAACUGUUGGUCGCAGACUUUCUUUCUCCUGAGGGAGUUCUCACCGCCUUGAACGCCACGCUUGCGCCCCCGGGGCGUGUGAUCGUCUUCACAACAAGUCAUCCGGAGAAGCUGCCCGCUCUUUUCUGGAAGCCCGGCGUCGUGACGCUGACAGUCCGCUUGGGUAUUCUUAACGCGUCGUCCGCGAUGGAUCUCGUCAACCGCUACUGCGGUGCCUCUUUCACACCUUCGUUGCGGAAAAGAUUGGAAGUGCUCUUUGCGCAGUGCGAAGCCAAUGCUGUAGCGGAGGUGAUGAACCCGGCGUCACUGUUGCAUGUACUGACCAUUUGUGAUGAUGCUGAGGAGGUGCUGAGGGAGUUGGAGCGCUUUUGUUAA